Messenger RNA from Achroia grisella, 2263 nucleotides. RefSeq names its product serine/threonine-protein phosphatase 2A catalytic subunit beta isoform (gene mts). Lineage: Eukaryota; Metazoa; Arthropoda; Insecta; Lepidoptera; Pyralidae. Gene Ontology annotation, cellular component: cytosol. The record is from RefSeq and is a predicted model, not a curated record. The transcript has 7 exons. Gene Ontology annotation, biological process: peptidyl-serine dephosphorylation; mitotic cell cycle. Gene Ontology annotation, molecular function: protein serine/threonine phosphatase activity. Bases 163 to 1092 code for a protein of 309 amino acids.
GACGUCACGCAAUUAGUACGCCAUUUUGUAAGUGUCCGCCGUAGUCAAUUUUCUGGCCAAAGUGAAAAAUAGUUAAUUCGCAUGAUUUGGUAUAGAUUAAACAGUUAAAGACAUUUAAUUACACAUUUAACGUGUCUUACGUUAAAUAUACAGACUCAAAGUAUGGAGGACAAGGCUUCGUUAAAAGAAUUGGAUCAAUGGAUAGAGCAGCUAAAUGAAUGCAAGCAAUUGACAGAAAAUCAAGUAAAAACGUUAUGCGACAAGGCAAAGGAGAUUUUGACCAAGGAGUCCAAUGUCCAAGAGGUGAAAUGCCCGGUGACCGUCUGCGGGGACGUCCAUGGCCAGUUCCACGACCUGAUGGAGCUGUUCCGCAUCGGCGGACGCUCGCCGGACACUAACUACCUGUUCAUGGGUGACUACGUGGACCGUGGUUACUACAGUGUGGAGACAGUCACACUGCUUGUUGCGCUUAAGGUGAGAUAUCGCGAAAGAAUAACAAUCUUACGCGGAAAUCAUGAGUCACGUCAAAUAACCCAAGUGUAUGGGUUCUAUGAUGAAUGCCUCCGUAAAUACGGCAACGCGUCCGUAUGGAAGCACUUCACCGACCUUUUCGACUUCCUGCCGCUGACUGCGCUCGUCGACGGCCAGAUCUUCUGCUUGCACGGAGGGCUUAGUCCCUCCAUCGACACCCUCGAUCACAUCCGAGCGCUGGAUCGUCUGCAGGAAGUGCCCCACGAAGGGCCCAUGUGUGAUCUCCUCUGGAGCGAUCCCGAUGAUAGAGGCGGAUGGGGCAUAUCGCCGCGCGGUGCCGGCUACACCUUCGGCCAGGACAUCUCGGAGACGUUCAACCACAGCAACGGGCUGACGCUGGUGUCGCGCGCCCACCAGCUCGUCAUGGAGGGCUACAACUGGUGUCACGAUAGAAACGUGGUCACUAUAUUCUCAGCUCCCAACUACUGCUACAGAUGUGGUAAUCAAGCCGCAAUUAUGGAAUUGGAUGACGCCCUUAAGUACUCAUUCCUUCAGUUCGAUCCGGCUCCGCGACGUGGGGAGCCGCACGUGACACGGCGGACGCCGGAUUACUUCAUGUAGGCUGCACCGGAGGCGCAUAUCAAGCAGGAGAGUCGCAGGGGCGCGCGGGCGGCUCCCGGCCGGAGUCUGCGCCGGCGCCGCCCGCCCGUCCCGGCCUUCGCCCCCGUCGUCGCCGCCUCGGCCUCCGCCUCCGCCCCUGUCUCCGUCUCCGCCUCCAUUCCGCACGCGCUGCACCGCGCGCAUCGUGCCCAGCUCGAGAGGCUAAUGCGCGUCGCGCAGUGGCUCACCAACGUCUGAUCAGGGUUGUCUACUCGAUACACCAUUAUUGGGAUCUAUGUGUACCAUAAUACAAUUUAGAUAAAAAAAAUCUCUAUAGGAUUGUUUGCUUGCGAAAUAAAAGAUUAAAGCUCUGUCGUUGUUGCUUGCUCUACGUUCAAGUACAGCAUAUAAAAUAUAAUGUGCUAAACAUCACAAAUAAAUUCUGCCAACUAAAAUCUCUCAUAUUUCCUGGGGUUCUCAUGGGAAAAGCCCCAUACUAGAGCCAAAAGGCUUUUCAAACUUGGGACUCCCUUGUGAGUUUAUUUUCAAGAUCAUAUGAUGCUGUGAAAUGAUAAUUCCCUUGUUAAAAUUUGAUAGUUUGGUUUAUUCGAGUUGGCAACCCUAUGUCUGAUCAAUGCCGCGCCGCCGCAUUUUGUAUUUUCUACUCGGUAUUUUUUAUUCUACGGAAUGUCAUUGGAAGAUGCAACAAAUUGUAUGCAUUGACGUGUGAAUCUGAACAUUGAUUUACACAAUAAUCGCUACUAUUGAAGAUAACACUGUAUUAAAAAGUGUAAACCAUAGAUAUGGAUAUAAAUAAAUUUCGAAAUCGCAUUUAAUUUACGUGUCAAUAUUUGUCCCUAAAUUUGCAGUGGAAAACUCGAAAAGAGUUUAGGUUAAAUGAAUUGCUUUUGUUUAGUGGCGACACGCUAAUUUUUGCCUGAAUUGUGGUUGUGCGUUGUCUAUUUAUAUUCCUGUCUGUGGUAGAAACCGUUCGUAAAGGUAGGUGACGGUUGGACGACGGAGGCGGGGCAAGGGCGUCGUCUAAGGUUCUUGCCCGAUCACAGCAUCCCCCGCGCUUGUUAUGCUGGUAUGUUCAUUGUGAACGGACAAACGACGCAGACUAUUAUUAUAUGUAUACAAUCUAUCACUCCUCAGAGACAAUUUGGACCUCAUUAAAGUGGGUAAUUUGCUA